AUGCGUCGCUUUGUCUGUAAGCUUGCUACCGGGCUUCCGGUACGCUUCGCCUCCACGACUGCAACAGCAGGUGGUGCGAAGGCCGCCUCUGCUACGGCAACCACUGCUGCCGGUGCCGGGUCAGCUGCCGCUGGCCAGAAGUCUUUCUUCAAGGCGACGGAGAUGAUUGGAUACGUUCACUCGAUUGACGGUACUAUUGCCACGCUGAUUCCAGCCCCUGGCAACCCUGGUGUGGCGUACAACACGAUCAUUCAAAUUCAGGUGAGCCCGACAACAUUCGCUGCCGGUCUGGUGUUUAACUUGGAGAAGGACGGUCGCAUCGGUAUUAUCCUGAUGGACAACAUUACGGAGGUGCAGUCUGGCCAGAAGGUGAUGGCGACUGGCCAAUUAUUGCAUAUCCCUGUGGGUUCAGGUGUGCUCGGCAAGGUGGUGAACCCGCUUGGCCACGAGGUGCCUGUUGGUCUGUUCACACGCAGCCGUUGUCUGUUGAACCAGACAGUGGGUAAGGUGGAUGCCGGCGCCCCAAACAUCGUGUCACGCUCUCCCGUGAACUACAACUUACUUACUGGAUUCAAGGCAGUUGAUACUAUGAUUCCCAUUGGCCGUGGCCAGCGUGAGUUGAUUGUGGGCGAUCGCCAGACGGGUAAGACAUCCAUUGCUGUUUCGACGAUCAUCAACCAGGUGCGUAUCAAUCAGCAGAUUCUGUCGAAGAACGCUGUGAUCUCAAUCUACGUCUCCAUUGGGCAGCGUUGCUCCAACGUGGCGCGUAUUCACCGCCUCCUUCAGUCAUAUGGUGCACUGAGGUACACAACUGUUAUGGCUGCCACUGCUGCUGAACCCGCUGGUUUGCAGUACCUUGCUCCGUACGCUGGUGUGACAAUGGGUGAGUACUUUAUGAACCGUGGCCGUCACUGUUUGUGCGUGUAUGAUGAUCUUUCCAAACAGGCUGUUGCAUACCGUCAAAUUUCACUGCUACUGCGCCGCCCACCAGGGCGUGAGGCGUACCCUGGUGAUGUCUUCUAUCUUCACUCGCGUUUGCUGGAGCGUGCUGCCAUGCUUUCACCUGGAAAGGGUGGUGGUUCUGUGACAGCUCUCCCCAUCGUGGAGACACUCUCCAACGACGUGACGGCAUAUAUCGUGACGAACGUUAUUUCAAUCACUGAUGGACAGAUCUACCUUGACACGAAACUGUUCACGGGUGGUCAACGACCUGCAGUGAAUAUUGGUCUCUCUGUGUCACGUGUCGGUUCAUCUGCUCAGAACGUGGCGAUGAAAGGUGUUGCUGGAAAGCUUAAGGGCAUUCUCGCAGAGUACCGCAAGCUUGCUGCUGACUCUGUGGGAGGACAACAGGUGCAGACGAUUCCCAUGAUUCGUGGCGCUCGUUUUGUUGCACUGUUCAACCAGAAGCAGCCAUCGUACUUCAUGAGUGCAAUUGUCUCAUUGUACGCGUGCCUGAAUGGCUAUCUGGACGACGUAAAAGUACAGUACGUAAAGUUCUAUGAAUAUCUAUUGGUGCACAAGGACCUGAGCAUCAUGUAUGGCUCGGCAAAGAACAAGUUUUUCUACAUGUAUGUGCAGGAGCUGAACUACCUGAUCCGCUUUUUCACUCUGAACAGUCCAAUCUUGCACGGUGAACUGGAGGAGAUGCUGAAGCAGCACACUCAAUUGUUUCUGCAGCACUACCAGUCAAGAAUGAACGCCAUUAAAAGCGAGAAGGAAGUGAAGGCGCUGAAGAACCUUUUGUACUCUUGCAAGCGCGCUGUGUAG
Molecule: messenger RNA, 1767 nt
Organism: Trypanosoma theileri
Lineage: Eukaryota; Euglenozoa; Kinetoplastea; Trypanosomatida; Trypanosomatidae
Product: putative ATPase alpha subunit
Exons: 1
Coding region: 1-1767 (588 amino acids)
Biological process (GO): proton motive force-driven ATP synthesis
Molecular function (GO): proton-transporting ATP synthase activity, rotational mechanism; ADP binding; ATP binding
Source: RefSeq, a predicted model, not a curated record